Molecule: messenger RNA, 4670 nt
Organism: Hymenoscyphus albidus
Lineage: Eukaryota; Fungi; Ascomycota; Leotiomycetes; Helotiales; Helotiaceae
Source: the annotation of a GenBank genome assembly
AUGCCAGAGCAAAGCCUAACAUUAAACCAGACUGCUUCCCGAACCCUCACUCGCACAAUGCAUAUCCAAUCAAUUCCUAUGUGUACGAAUGCACCAAGAAUAAAGACCUCCAAUCAAUCUGCGAAUACAUAGCUGAUAGAAAGAUCUUUCAGGGACGGGGUCGAGCGACAACUACGCGUAUCUAGUUGUGGACGAUAAAUCGAAGGAUGCUGUGAUUAUUGAUCCUGCCAAUCCAGAUGAGUGCGUACAUACAUAUUACUUGGACAAAGAUAGAAGAUAUUGAUGCAGGAAUAGGGUUGCACCCGUUUUGAAGGAGCAGAUUAAAGAUGGCAAAAUUAACCUGACAGCAAUUGUUAAUACACACCAGUAUGCCACUACAUUUCCCCUUCAAAGCCACAUUUUGCUAAUUAUUCAAAAGUCAUUGGGAUCAUUCAGGAGGAAACAAGAAACUGGUAGAUACAUAACAAUUCAAUUCUGCCUCGACAUUUGCUGACCACAAUGCCGACAGUUGGGCUUUUCGAGCGAAUUUGGAGGCAAGCCAAUAAUUGGAGGCAAGGACUGCGAAGGAGUGACACAAACACCCAAGAAUGGCGAGGGAUUCAAGAUCGGAGAUAUCUCCGUGAAAGCUUUAUACACUCCAUGUCAUACAGAAGAUAGCAUAUGUUGGUUGAUGGAGGAUAGUACCGGGCGGGCAAUAUUUACGGGUGAUACUCUUUUCCACGGAGGUAAGAUAUUCCAUGAUUGGAAAUGACGAAAUGGCUUUACUAACAGAUCUUUUAAUAGGAUGCGGCAGAUUCUUUGAAGGCACAGCUGAAGAGAUGCACAUUGCUUUGAAUAAGACUCUUGCCGCUGUUCCUGAUGAUACCAAAGUCUAUGUACAACCAGCUCCCUUUCCGUUUUCAAAAGGAAAUUUACUAACAUCUAUAGCCUGGCCAUGAGUACACAAAAGCAAAUGUCAAAUUCGGAAUUUCCGUACUGCAAAGCGAGGCUGUCAAGAACCUCCAAGCAUUCGCAGAAAAGAACAAGGAAACGCAAGGAAGAUUCACAAUAGCUGAUGAGAAAGUAACGAAGCUACUCCACCCAUACAAGACAUGAUCAUACCUAACAACUCACAGAAACACAACGUAUUUAUGCGCGUAGAUGUAAGUCCUAUCUGCUCUAAUAUUAUUGAAUGAAUCUAAUAAGAACAGGACCCCGAGAUUCAGAAAGCCACGGGCAAAACAGACCCGGUGGCGGUAAUGGCCAAACUUCGAGAGAUGAAGAAUAAUUUCAAGUGAGUAACGUGCUUGAGGAGUUGCAUAUGCGUGGAAUGAGAAGUCUCUAAGGGAACCCAGUCCUCCACCGAAUGCAAAGUUAUGAGUUGAGUUUAGCGAGGUGGGCCAAAAAAAGAGAAUAGUAAUGAAGUGUUUUGAUCUAUGCUCUCUCUGACAAUAGCAUCCGUAACGAAGUGCAAUGGUAAGCAUUGGAAUCUGGUCGAUGUACCUAUGUUACGAAUUGGCGUUUCUUGAAAAUGUAUCACACUGGAUCGGCAGUCCAUGCCAUCAGAUUCUACGAUUGUGAACCAAGUUCGGAAAGGCGGAUAUCCAUACAUGACCUCUCACUCGGUUAACUGCUUCCACAACGUGGGUAUCAUGAUACAUAAUAAUUACAAACAGGAUCAUGUAAACAGAAUCCAGGUGACGUCAGCUCUAUUACCAUGCAUUCCCUCUUUCCAACUUUUACCCCACACACAUCCAAUACAAGUCUCUCCUCAACCCCCAAUCCCUCCAACCAUCCCCAAUCCCUCCAUCCCUCCCCUUCAAUCAAACACAACAACCUCCCCCCAAAAUAAUGACAUCCCAAACCACCCCCAGCGUCCCAGGACCCCCCAUCUCAACCAAAGACACACUCCUCGAAACUGGCGCGUCGACGACGCAGUCCUUCGAGCCUAUUAAGGGCAUCUGUGCCCAUCUCAAUGCUUUCCAUGUUUACGCCUCGGAUACGACGAGGUCUGUGGAGGCGAAUCAUUAUUGUGUGCAUUUGAGUGGGGAUGUAUGUCCUUUUUUUUUUCUUUUUUUUUGAGGGGGUUUGUUGGGUGGUUUGUUUAGGUUGCUUUUUUGAUGUUUUGGGGAGGAGGGGAAGGAGGAAAUAGGAAAUGCUAAUGUGGAAUAGGUCCGACAAUGUCUAAUAUACGAUGCUCCCACCAACCCAGCUCGCUUGAUUGGCGUGGAAUACAUGAUUACACCGAGAUUGUAUAAUGAACUCGACGCGGAGGAGAGGAAACUUUGGCAUUCGCAUGAUUAUGAGGUUCGUCUCAUCUCCAUCCAUCUCCCCUCUCUCCUCUUUAACAACCCUAUAUAAGAACUGUCCUAAUAUCAAAACCAAUAACAACACCACCACCUCACUAACAACCCCCAGGUCCGCAGCGGCAUGCUCAUCCUCCCCAACCCCCACGUCCCCAACGCCAUCUGGGAAGUCGCCGAGACAGAGGAAUUAAAAGAGGUCGUUAGUUUGUAUGGGAAGACGUAUCAUUUCUGGCAGGUGGAUAGAGGGGAUAUGUUACCGCUUGGGAAACCGGAGUUGAUGAUGAGUUUUACGAGGGAUGAGCAGGUGUGUAUAUCUGUUUUUUUUUCAAAUGUUGUUUUUUUCUUUGGAUGUUUGUGUGUUGAGGGGUGUGGAUGAGGAGUGCUGAUGGUAGUAGGUGCCGUGGGGAAAAGUCAAGGAGAGGGAUGAGAGGUUCGGUGUUGAAACGAGUAGUAAGAAGGAGGUGAGGAAGGGGAUUGAGGCUUUUGAACCGCAUCAGGAUGCGGAUGGGUGUUGGAAAUGAGUUCUUCUACACCUCUCUCCCUCUUCUUUUCUGUAUCAGGAAAACGGAAAAUGGUAGAUUGAUCACUGGCUGAUAAAACAAAACACCUGAAAUCAAAGUAUUCUCUUGUAUUAAAAUGGAAAUGAAAAACUCUAUUGAAAAUUAAUAAGGAAAGAUAUCUCCAAAAAGCACCAAAAAAUAUCAAACUCGUAACGAGAAUAACGGCUAGGUACCCCAAGGAAGGCCUCGAAGAAUCAAAAUCUCGGCCUGGGUUUUACUCUGGCUUCAUUGUCCACACUCGCUCGUUCUGGGUUGUGACAACGGCGGGCUCUAGCAUUUAUAUUUGAAGCUGUUUUCUUUUUCUCCCUCCAUUUCUCUUCUUCUUCCGCCAUUUCUCUUUCUCUCUCACAUUCUUCCUUACACACGUCACUUUGGAAUUGUCGCCAUUACCUAAGAUCCUGUUCAGACGACAUAUCUGGAACUUGAGGAAGAAAAUCCAUCCUGGUCUUGUCUUCUCGAGAUGAGGGAUCCGAAGUCCACUUGAAUCUUCAGUCGCUUGAAGUUUGCCAUGGAAACCAACUGAGUCCGUUCUCCGACUCAGUCAAGAGUUUUGAAACUCGUCGACUCGGGUGAGACUCGAGCAACAUCGACGCUCCAUAUUUUAGAGCUUCCAAAUGGAGUCGAGUGUGAUCUCAAGAACUGACCCAACAGAUAGCUGCGUGACUGUAGGAGACAGAUUCCAAGAUCCAAAGGGCCCGGGAGUGCAUUCGAUGGUUGUUGUGUGUUGUGUUGAAAGUUGGAAAGCAAAGAUGCCAGCUCAGAAAAUCUUUUAAACCUCCUUCGAGGCUUGGCAGCUAUGGCCUGUCAAAAUCUUUAGCGUCCUGGGCUUUGACCUCCGCCCCACCCGACAAGGCCGACCAACGGCAGCCGUUCACCCCCAGCUACCCCUGCACAUCUCCACCUCCAUCCACAGCCUCGUCGCGUGGGCAAUCCGAGCAAGCAUCAUCACUACUACAGAAGUCAAUCUAUCCCCAACCAAUAUCAUUCCACAAAAGGCUCUGCGCCUCAACAUGGUAAGAGAUUGAAAUCCUUCUGUACAAUCCUUCAGAAGGUAAAGUACACACAAUCUAACUCACCUCCCAGCCAGCCAAACGGCGCGCGCCGUCCGGUCCCGAACAAGGUCCCCCCAAGGUCCGACAAUCCAAGCUCGCAAAAGAGCACAACAUCACCGGCACCGAGGAGAACGAGAUCCGAGAAGCCUUCUCGCUCUUCUCAGAGAAGCGGAAGGGCGAGAAGGAAGGCGUCAUCCCAACCGGAGAUGUGCGAAGAGCCAUGAUGUAUGUAUUGUCCUCUUCCCGCUGCAAACUCACCUCGGGGGAACAGUAUCAAAUACUUAUACGAUUUUGUAACCCGCAGCGCCCUAGGAAUCCUGCCCGAGAAAUCCGAACUCGAAGAAUUCAUCUCCAUCCUCGACCCCUACCGGCAAGGCUUCGUCGAAUACGAACCCUUCGUCGGAAUCUGCGCCUUGAAAAUCCACGCGCGAACCAGGAACUCGGAUACCCACACGCAAGAAGUAAAUGAAGCAUUCGCCUUGUUCACGAAAGGUGCGGGAGACGGGAAGAUCACCUUGGCUACUCUGAAGAGGAUUGCAAAUGAUCUGAAGGAAGAGGUCGGUGGUGAUCUGCUACGGGAUAUGAUUCUCGAGGCGAAUGGAGGGGCCGGGGUGGGGAAGGGUGUGGAGAAGGAUGAGUUUGAGGAGGUUUUGAGGAGGGCUGGUGUUUGGAGGUGAUUGUGAUAUAUUUGCUGCCAAGGUAAUGAGUUGAGCAUGACGAGUGUACAAUACAUAUGGGGGACGCCGGCGUUGGCUAGGAACAGGCAGGGGCAG